Messenger RNA from Xyrauchen texanus (razorback sucker), 2953 nucleotides. RefSeq names its product aldehyde dehydrogenase 1 family, member L2 (gene aldh1l2). The record is from RefSeq and is a predicted model, not a curated record. Gene Ontology annotation, biological process: 10-formyltetrahydrofolate catabolic process; biosynthetic process; one-carbon metabolic process. NCBI's taxonomy places the organism in Eukaryota, Metazoa, Chordata, Actinopteri, Cypriniformes, Catostomidae. Gene Ontology annotation, cellular component: cytoplasm. Gene Ontology annotation, molecular function: formyltetrahydrofolate dehydrogenase activity; aldehyde dehydrogenase (NAD+) activity. The transcript has 22 exons. The coding region runs from base 93 to 2864 and encodes 923 amino acids.
GAGAAUAGAGACUGUCAACCGCAUGUUUCCAGCACGCCAGCCCAUUCUAUAAACGCGAUUUUUUUUAUUUUUCUGUUCACUAUAUUUUCGCCAUGUUGUGGACGGCUGGUGCGAUCAUCAGGAAAUUCUCCAUGAGCUCUGCUUACCACCAAAAUACGCUGAAGUUGGCCCUGAUUGGCCAGAGCUUGUUUGGACAGGAAGUGUAUACAAACCUCCGCAAGCAGGGCCAUAAAGUGGUGGGCGUUUUCACAGUUCCUGAUAAGGAUGGCAAGGCGGACCCCCUGGCUGUGGUGGCGGAGAAAGACGGGACGCCGGUGUUUAAGUUCCCACGGUGGCGGGUGAAGGGUCAGCCCAUCCCUGAGGUGGUGGAGGCGUACAAAUCAGUAGGCGCCGAUCUGAAUGUCAUGCCCUUUUGCUCCCAGUUCAUCCCCAUGAAUGUGAUCGACUUCCCCAAAUAUGGCUCCAUUAUUUACCACCCCUCCAUCCUGCCCAAACACAGAGGAGCCUCUUCUAUUAACUGGACACUAAUCGAAGGUGAUAAGAAAGCAGGAUUCAGUAUAUUCUGGGCUGAUGAUGGCUUGGACACUGGUCCCAUCCUGCUGCAGAGGGAAUGCCCAGUUGAACCAAACGAUACUGUGGACACACUCUACAACCGCUUCCUAUUUCCAGAGGGCAUUAAGGCCAUGGUAGAAGCUGUAGAGCUCAUUGCAGAUGGCAAAGCUCCUAAGAUCCCUCAGUCUGAAGAAGGAGCCAGUUAUGAGGGCAUCCAGAAGAAAUCCAAUGCUAUGGUGAAUAUGGCCCAGCCGGCUGAGGCCAUCCAUAACUGGAUCCGUGGUCAUGAUAAAGUUCCAGGUGCUUGGAUUGUCAUUGAUGGAAAGCCAGUAACGCUGUACAGCUCAUCGAUGCUGGGAGGGUCAGUGCCCACUGGUCAGCCAGUAGAGUUGGAGGGGGCGUCUCAGCCCGGACUCAUCACCAAAUCUGGACUUGUUCUGUUUGGAUCUGACGGAAAAGCACUCCAAGUGAAGAAUUUGCAGUUUGAGGAUGGAAAGAUGAUUUCAGCAUCCAAAUAUUUCUCAUCAGAGGAGACUACCAGUUUGGAUCUCACAGAUGUUGAGAAUAAAAUGGCUGAGGAGAUCAGGGCGAUCUGGAAAGGCAUUCUGAGUAAUGUACCAGCAGUUGAAGAUACAACAGAUUUCUUUAAGUCAGGAGCUGCCUCAAUGGAUGUGGUCAGAUUGGUGGAGGAAGUAAAGCAGAAAUGCAGUGGAGUUCAGCUUCAGAACGAAGACGUUUACAUGGCCACCACCUUCCAAAGUUUCAUCCAGAUGUUCGUUCGACGCUUGCGCGGAGAAGACCAGGAAGAGGAGCUGGUCAUUGAUUAUGUAACAAAAGAUGUCAAUAACAUGACCCUGAAGAUGCCUUAUCAGUGUUUCAUCAACGGCACGUUUGAAGAUGCAGAAGAUGGAAAGACGUACAACACUGUGAACCCCACAGAUGGUUCGGUGAUCUGUAAGGUGUCAUAUGCUUCAGUGGCAGAUGUGGACCGAGCGGUUAGUGCAGCCAAAGAGGCCUUUAACAACGGGCCUUGGGGCAAGAUGAACCCCCGUGACAGGGGCAGGCUGCUCUACCGUCUGGCUGACCUAAUGGAAGAACAUCAGGAAGAGCUGGCCACUAUUGAGGCAAUUGACUCUGGUGCUGUUUAUACACUGGCUUUAAAAACCCAUGUGGGCAUGUCCAUUCAGACCUUCAGAUACUUUGCAGGCUGGUGUGACAAGAUCCAGGGCUCAACGAUACCCAUCAACCAAGCCAGGCCAAACCGGAACCUCACCUAUACCAAGAAAGAGCCUCUGGGUGUGUGUGCAAUAGUGAUUCCAUGGAAUUAUCCAUUGAUGAUGUUGGCGUGGAAGAGCGCAGCCUGUCUGGCAGCUGGAAACACACUCGUCUUGAAACCUGCACAGGUAACCCCUCUGACUGCACUGAAGUUUGCAGAGCUGACAGUCAUAGCUGGCAUUCCGAAGGGCGUGAUCAACAUUUUACCAGGAUCAGGUGGUCUGGUUGGGCAGAGGAUGUCUGAUCACCCUGAUAUCCGUAAACUGGGUUUCACAGGCUCCACUCCCAUCGGCAAACAGAUCAUGAAAAGCUGUGCAGUCAGUAACUUGAAGAAGGUGUCUCUGGAAUUGGGUGGCAAAUCUCCCCUCAUUAUCUUCAGUGACUGUGACAUGGACAAGGCAGUGAGGAUGGGCAUGAGUUCUGUUUUCUUCAACAAAGGAGAGAACUGCAUCGCUGCUGGCAGGCUAUUUAUAGAGGAGUCCAUUCAUGACGAGUACAUCAGGAGAGUGGUUGAGGAAAUUAAGAAGAUGAAGAUUGGAGAUCCUUUGGAUCGCUCCACAGAUCAUGGACCUCAGAACCACAAGGCCCACUUGGACAAGUUGGUUGAGUACUGCGAGAUUGGCAUCAAGGAAGGGGCGACGCUCGUCUACGGUGGGAGACAGGUGGACAGACCAGGCUUUUUCAUGGAGCCUACGGUUUUCACAGAUGUUGAAGAUCACAUGUUUAUCGCUAAAGAGGAAUCAUUUGGUCCCGUUAUGGUGGUAUCCAAAUUCAAGGAUGGUGAUGUAGAUGGAGUUUUAAGCAGAGCCAAUGACACAGAGUUCGGUCUAGCCUCUGGAGUUUUCACCCGUGACAUCAACAAAGCCAUGUACGUCAGUGAGAAACUGGAGGCAGGAACAGUGUUCGUCAACACCUACAACAAAACCGAUGUGGCAGCACCAUUCGGAGGCUUCAAACAGUCUGGCUUUGGCAAAGACCUCGGUGAGGCAGCCCUGCAUGAGUACCUGCGGACUAAAGCCGUGACAGUGGAGUACUGAGAGAAGCCUGCAGCUUGACUCUUGAUAGAACUACAGAAGUGAUCUAUUGUCUUUGGCUUUUUCUUGAAGCAGGUUUGAUUGGAAAAGAG